AUGAGACAAGCUAUUUUCUCCUCCAGCGACGACGCCUCUGCUUACCUUGCAAGCUAUGUGAUCGACAGAAUCAACGACUUCAAGCCUACGGCGUCUAAACCAUUCGUGCUUGGUCUUCCUACGGGCUCUUCCCCAGAGGGUGUCUACUCUCGUCUUGUCAAGGCCUACAAGGCUGGCAAGGUCUCCUUUGCUAAUGUUGUCACCUUCAACAUGGACGAAUACCUUGGGCUUGAGCCUUCUCACCCACAGCUGUACCACUACUUCAUGUACGACAAGUUGUUCAACCAUGUGGACAUUCCAAAGGAAAACAUCAACAUUUUGAACGGUCUUGCAGCUGACGCCGAGAAGGAGUGUGCUGCCUACGAAGCCAAGAUCAAGAAGUACGGACGCAUCAACUUGUUCUUGGGCGGUUUGGGUCCAGAGGGCCACUUGGCAUUUAACGAGGCUGGCUCCUCUAGAGACUGCAAGACGCGGAAGGUCGACCUUGUUGAGUCUACUAAGAAGGCCAACUCCAGAUUCUUUGACAAUGACCCAGAGAAGGUUCCAUCCCACGCCUUGUCUGUGGGUAUUUCUACUGUCUUGGACAACUCUGACGAGAUUGCCAUCAUUGUCUUGGGCGCCAACAAGCAGUACGCUUUGGACAAGACCAUGAACGGUCAGGCCAACGACCCACAGUUCCCAUCCUCAUACUUGAGAGACCACAACAAUGUCUUGAUUGUGUGUGACCACCCAGCUGCCGGUUUGGGCUCCAAGUUGUAA
Messenger RNA from Candidozyma haemuli, 759 nucleotides. It is a transcript of the gene NAG1, whose product is annotated as Nag1p. NCBI's taxonomy places the organism in Eukaryota, Fungi, Ascomycota, Pichiomycetes, Serinales, Metschnikowiaceae. Gene Ontology annotation, molecular function: glucosamine-6-phosphate deaminase activity; identical protein binding. Gene Ontology annotation, biological process: N-acetylneuraminate catabolic process; carbohydrate metabolic process; D-glucosamine catabolic process. Gene Ontology annotation, cellular component: cytoplasm. The transcript has a single exon. The coding region runs from base 1 to 759 and encodes 252 amino acids. The record is from RefSeq and is a predicted model, not a curated record.